GGGUGAGCAAGGGAGCAUAAGGAAAGUGGGCAGAAGCUUCCAGAAUCCUCUGCCAAAGCAGUCACGUACCAUGCACUUCACCCCACAUGAACAGACUGCCAGCAUGUGAAGGGGUGAUCUGCCAGGUAAGGGCAGUGUCUGCACCCGGGUUUCUAUGGGGCCACCAUGGAGACUCCCAUGUGGUGUCAGCAGGACGCCCUCCUCCCAGUGCGCAUGUGCGUGUGUGUGUGUGUGUGUGUGUGUGUGUGUGUGUGUGUGUGUGUGUGUGUGCAGAUAGCAUGCACCACACUGAGCCGUCCAGAUGAGGGUGUGUUUGGACUUGCUUUUUGUGGUUUUUGACCGAGGGUCAUUAUGAAGCCCAGGCUGCUCUAGGAUUCUGCAGCAGGCCUGACACAGCCUCUGGGUGCUGGGAUGACAGGCAGUCUCCACCAAACCCCGCUAUCUUUGUUCUGAGCCCUUAAUGUGCUGUGGGUAAGAGGGAGCUGCCAGCUCAGAUAUCUCGGGCCACCAUCCCUAUGUGUGCCAUGGAGGGAUCCCAGCUCCCACCUCACAGGACAGUAGGGAGAGCCGGGAAGACAGGUGGAGUGGGGCUGGAAAGAGGAGGUGAACGAUGGCUACGAAGGCACGCUAAGCCUUCCUACAGGGGUGAAGAACACUUACUGCCCUUGCAGGGGUCCCUGGUUCUAUUUCCACCACCCACCCGGUGGCUCACCACCAUCCUUAAGUCCAGCCCCAGAGUACCGAUAAACCUGGCACACACUAGGCACACAUGUGCACAGACACACAUGCUAGCCAAACACCCGCACACAUAAAAAGUAACAUCCUGUACAUGUCAUAAUUGACAUCCCUGCAGUAUUUUUUUUUAAAUAUUUAUUAUGUAUAACUCUUCUUCCUGCAGGCCAGGAGAGGGCGCCAGAUCUCACUACAGAGGGUUGGGAGCCACCAUGGUUGCUGGGAGUUAAACUCAGGACCUCUGGAAGUGCUCUUAACCACUGAGCCAUCUCUCCAGCUCAACAUCCCUUUAGUAUUAUCUGGCCCUCAGAAGGAACUCUGCACAUCUGGUCCUGCCAGACAUGUGCGGUCUGGGUUCCACAUCAGCAUUCACAGAGCAGGGUUCACGGCCAAAGUUUGGUACCCAGAGUCUUCAGGGAAUAAUAAUAGUGUGUCUUUGAGCAGAGAGAGAUGCUUUUCAACGUAACAGGAGGAUAACAACAACAAAAAGAUCCCAAAUAAAAAUGGCAUUAAGGAGCAGAGCAUGGGAGCCAGGCUGGUCUUCCCCAGCACUGGAGAAGUUAGGACAGGAGGGAGAGGGGUGUGAGGCCAGUGUGGACUAUUUAUGGGGCUGGGGAAGGCUUUUUAAUUUUAUUUUUCUGUGUUUGUUUUGCCUGCAUGUAUGUCUGUGCACCACAUUCAUGCCUGGUGCCCAUGGAGGCCAGAAGAUGCAUCGAAUGAAUCCCUUGGAGCCAGAGUUACAAGUGAGCCACCAUGUGGAUCCUUGGAACCAAAUCCUGGUAUUCAAGCAAGGGCAGCCAGUGGUCCUAACUACUGAGGCGUCUCUCCAGGCCUUGGGCAGGUUUUUAACACAAUCACAGGCUUAAAAUAUCUUCCCCAAAGUCAAGUUUAGAGUAGGGUUUGUUUGUUUGUUGUUGCUGUUUUUAAGAUUUAUUUACUUAUUAUGUAUACAGUGUUCUGCCACAGUGUUCUGCCUACAGGCCAGAAGAGGGCACCAGAUCUCAUUACGGAUUGUUGUGAGCCACCAUGUGGUUGCUGGGAAUUGAACUCAGGACCUCUGGAAGAGCAGCCAGUGCUCUUAACCACUAAGGCAUCUCUCCAGCCCUAGAGUAUGUUUUAUCGCUCAGUCCCCGUGAGCAGGCACUACUUCCUGUGGCCCCCCUUGUGAGCUGCCCUGGGUAGCUGUCCUCUGUCUGCGUUUGCCUGCUCUGGCUGUCUGCCAGUGGUAAUGACACACACCCUUCUGUGCUGGCCGCUGUUGCUCAGCAACAGCUUCUGGUGUUUUGUUUUGUUGAGAUAGGGUCUCAUUGUGUAGCCCUAGCUAGCCUGUUCUCCAUAUGUAGACCAGGCUGGCCUUGGAUUAACUGAGGUCUACCCGCUUCUGCUUCCCAAGGGCUGCCAUUCAAGGCGAGAGCCAUCAUACCCAGCAGCAGUAAGUUAUUAGUUUAUACAAGUUAUAGCCUGCGGCAGAACUUCCCUCUUUCCAAUGUGUGGUGCCGUGUUUUGAGUGUGUCUUCCAAGGUUCCUGGGCUCGCAGCUCAAGCCCAAUGUAGUAGUAGAUCCUUUUUUUUUUUUUUAACUUAAAAGAUGUAUCUUUUUUUUCUGUGUGUGUAUGUGUUCAGAGGUCAGAGGACAACUUGUAGGAGUCACUGUGUGAUUCCUAGGGACCAAACUCAGGUCAUCAUGCUCGGCAGCAAAUGCAGUUACCGCGGAGCCAUCCUAUCCUCUGCCCACCCUCCCUCUUUUGAGAUAGGACACAGCCCAGACUGUAUCUAGCUUUCCUCCUGCCUCGGCCUCUCCAAGUGCUGGGAUGAGAGGUACGCCAUCAUUUCUUCUGCUUCAACCCUGACAUCCAGUACGGCACCUGCACAGAACUCAAGCCCAGCCAACGUUUGUGAAACGAAAGAAUGAACAAGGGAAGGAGUAGAGCAGAUGCCCUAGGCAGAGAGAAGUAUAAAAUGGCGCCUCUGCCCCUUCUUGUCUGCCCCCUGUCCCGAGUCUGUGGCCCAAAUGGAUGUGGUUUGGCCGCAGCUACCUACCCUGAGGAUUGUCCACUCCAGCUCACCCUAGGAGGUCAAGGAAAGAAGCUGACAGAGGGAGAGGGACCUCGGGGUCCCCGUUACCUUCUCCCUGUCUACACUGCUUUGGUGGCCACCACGGCCCCCUUCCUUCCUCUGGGAGCCGUGUGUCCGUUUGUGAACCACAGACAUGGCGGGCGGGCGGGGGAAUUCUACUUUAACUGCUGACAGGAAGAUGUUAUCCUGUGGAAGACCGCAGCCCAAGAGCUAAGCUGAAACAGCUCGUGUUCUCUGAGACUGAGCGCCGUGCACAUAAGAACCGCAAAGACCUGGCUGUCCAGAUGACACUACACUGGUCUAGUGCCUUCUGGACUCUUCUGUCCUUCGCCAUGGAAGCUGGGGACCAGGCCAGAGCAAGCAAGUGUGAGGAGGAUCAGAGAGGUCAAGGGAGUUGGCCCAGCCAGUGAAGUCAGAGCCUGUCUCACCUGGAGCCAAGUCAGAAGGCACCAAAUUAAGUCAUAAUAAUCACCCAGAUGAAGUGACUCAGCUGAGCCCCUGGGCCCUUUGCUUGAGUGGGUCUAUCAUGGGGCCAACCCUGGUCUCCUCUGUUUUCCUUUGUCAGCCCAAAGACUCCCAAGCCCACAGCACCCUGGGAAGAGCGGUGUGUGUGUGUGUGCGUGUGCGUGCGUGCGUGCGUGCGUGCGUGUGUGUGAAGGGCUCCCAGCUCCAUCCUAGAAGGUGUCAACUUCCCGAUGCCCUGGAGAGGAGGAAGUAAUAGCUUUGCCACCUGGUGUGGAGCCAAGAGAGGCCGAGGCAGCUGUUCACAGCCAACUCAGCUUUGCCUGUUGGGCACAGGGACACAUCACCCAGGACCCAGGGUAUGCACAGGAGUCCCCAUACAAUGUUUUUGUUCAUUUUAAAAUCAGAAGUCAGGCAUGGACUGGACCUACAGCUCAGUCAGCAAGGUGCUCGCCUGUGAUGAUGAAGCGCUGGGUCCCAUGGUCCCGCCCAUGAUCCCAGCACCCCAGAGGCGGAAGCAGCAAGAGCAGGGCUUCGCAGCAGCCUCAGCCUCAGUGUAGUGGGUUCCAGGCCAGCCAGGGCUCCAUGAGACCCUGUCUUAGAAAAACAAAGUAAAGUAAAUGGACAUUCUGGUUUUGUUUUCUUGCUUUGGUUUUGUUUGGAUUUUGAGUUCGAGGCUCCCUAUGUAUCCCAGGCUAACCUGGAACCCCAAAUCCUCCUGCCUCAGGCUUCUAAAUGCUGGGACUAUAAACCUGAGCCAUCACGCUUUUAUGUUGGUCUGGAGGCAACACAGAAUGUCAUUUCAAGAGUGUUUUUGCAAAGGAAGGCAAGACAGAGCUGUGUGUGCAGUCUGUCCUUCAAUGGCUCUCCAACCUCAGGGCCUUUGCACAUGCUGUUCUCUGUCUACACACUCUUCCUGCACCCCGUACCCACCGAGCAGUCUACUUGCCUGCCCCCUUUCACUUUCUGACUGCCACACCCCCAUUUCCUGACAGACGACUGCCUCGGGUCUGCAAUAAGGGCAGGAAACGCAGCUCCGUUGGCAGAGUGCAUGUCUAGCAAGCAUGGAGUUCUGGGUUCCAUCGCCAGGACUGCAUAAUCUUGGCAUGAUGGUACAGGCCUGCCAGCACUCAGGAGGUGGAGGCAGGAGGAUCGGGAGUUCAAGGGCACCUUCAGCUACACAGUAAAUUCCAGGCUAGCCUGGGCUACAUGAGACUGUGUCUCAAAAGGGAAGGAGGGGCUGCAGCUGUCUUUGGGGAUCCAUGGAGCUGGCAGCAAAUAGCUACUGAGCAAACACUUGGCAGGAGCCAGUAUCAGCUACAGAUACAAGCCCUGAGCUUGGUCCCGCCCUUGUUCACCUGCUGGAGGAAACAGGAACUGCCUGGGGCUGCCCGCCCUGCCCCUCUGACGUGCAGACCCUGAAGUGAAACUUAGGCUCCAGCGGCAGCUCAGGAGCCCUGCGGAACACGGCCCAGGCUCUCCAAGGGUCUCCCAGCAUCGUCCUGGUAGCUUUGAGCUCAUGGUAGACCUGCCGCAGCCUCCCAAGUGCAGGGAUUAUGGGUAUGUGGCAAUAGCCUGGGGUCCUGGCACAGUGUAACCUGGGUUAAAUAGAGCAGGCCUGUCAUCCCAGCACUUGGGACAGGGAGGUGAGACGAUCAGGAGUUCAGGGUUAUCCUUAGCUACACCAAGGCCAGCCUGGUCUACAUAAUUCUGUCUCAAAAAAUAAAAAUAAAACAGAAAAUAAAGAGGCCGCCUCUCACCUUUCCAUAUAUACAGGUGUGUAAGCAAUCUAUAGAAUAUAUAAUGUGUUGACUGUAUAGUACUUUGUCCCAGCCAUCCCCUUCCAAAGACGUCACCUAACCACAGAAGUUAAGGCCCCCGAGCAGUUAAGUUUAUGACUUCACACAGCAGCCAUGUAGGGUAGAAUUUGAACCCAGAUAAUCUGCCUCUAAUCCCAGAUGCUUUGAUGCCUGUGAUCCCAGGCCUCAUCCUGGGGAGACCCCAGCCUGGAAGAGACAGUUCACCUCCAUGGAACCCCUGCUGAGAGAGAGGGAACAGGAAAUGGAGGCAGAGACAGUGUGCAGCUCGGUUAUCAAGUGUUCAUUAAUGGAUUGGUUAAUGACUUUCCUCGGAGUGCCUUUGGGCCACACCUGAGGGAAUGAGUUUGUUGUCUGGGAAGAAAGGCAGCAGAGCCACCCUGUGUCAACUGGCCCCUCCCUGUGGGAGCAGCCCAUCAGCCAGGGCUGGAGGUGGGGACUGCACACACAGCUCAGGUCUCGGGACUGAAAGAAGAGUGAUUGAGGCCCCGGGGCAGAGUUUCUUGCUGGUUUUCCUUCAGGUUAACACUUAAGACCGUUUUGCCUUUCAGGACCAUGUCCUUUAUGUCCUCAGCCCACAAAGCCCUGCGGUACCCUGAGUGUAAAUCAACCAACAUGAGUGUGAAUUAACAGCACACAGGAGGAGCUGUCUGUCACCUAAGGAGGGAGAGGUGACCGCCUUCCUUGGAUGCCAUGGCAGAAGCCUGGAAGCUGCCCCCACCACUGCCCCCUCGGCUGGACUGGUUUGUGCACACCCAAGCAGACCCACUGGUCCAAUACGGGAUCCCGGAGUGGUUCCACGGCACCAUCUCUCGAGAAGCUGCUGAGAACCUGCUGGAGUCACAACCCCUGGGGUCCUUUCUCAUCCGAGUCAGCCACAGCCAUGUGGGCUACACCCUUUCCUACAAAGCCCAGACCUGCUGCCGUCACUUCAUGGUGAAGCUCUCGGACGACGGGACUUUCAUCCUUCCUGGGGACCACGUAACGCACGCCUCUCUGGACGCCCUGGUCACUUUCCACCAGCAGAAACCCAUUCGGCCAUACGGGGAGCUGCUGACGCAAGCCUGCGGGCAGAAGGAUCCAGCAAACGUGGACUACGAAGAUCUCUUCCUGUACUCGAAUGCCCUGGCUCAGGAUGCUGAAAGCCGAGGUGGUGGCCCCACGGAUGUUCAGAGGCCUUCUUCCUGCCCUCCCAAAGAGGCUCCUGAAAGGAAGCUUUCUGCAGCAACGGAUGGAAAGCUUGCAUCUGCCCCCUGCUCCCCAAAAGCACUUUUUGGGGAGGCGGGGCAGAGGCUGUGGAAGAACCUGAGGACGCUGCCAGACACCAGCCGGAGGGUAAAGCAGAGGCUCACUUCGCACCUGUCAGCCACGAACCUCCUCGGGGACGUGAGGCGUGUGGCACAGCAUCGCAGCCCAAGGACUCGAGCGUCCAGCUGGGACAGCGCUCGCCACUCCGCGGACCCCUGUGCAGCCACCUCUCUCCAAAACCCCUCAGAGCCCCAGGCCUGGAGAGGCGAAGAAGCCACCCUCACAGCCUCUAGGCCUGCCAGCUGGAAGGAGGCGGUCUCAGGGGUCAAGGCCUGGCGUGAAAAGGUGGUGAGGGCCCUGUCGGUCCAGGCAACCAAGCCAGAGCCUGUAGACUUGCCAGAAGCCCAGGACUGGCUACCCGAGGAAUACCUCCCACCACCACCUUUCGCCCCUGGGUACUGACAGCGCCCCCCACCCCCACCCCACUAUCUUGGGUACCGGCCUCUUCUUUCCAGUCCCCACCCAUGUCCUCACAACCAGAGAGCUGUGUUAAAGAGGUUACGGGCUGAAUUCUGCAGCUGCCAGCAGAGGGACCUGAUUAUUCUAAUAAUAACAGGAGUACCUCUUUAGGGACUCAGGUGAGAUAAAGGCGUUUGCAGGCAAGCGUGAGUACCUGAGUUCGAUCCCUGGUACUCACAUGAUGGAGGGUGAGCCCCAACUCCUGAAAGUUGCCCUCCGACCUCCACAUACAUGUGUUGAUAUACACAUGUAGUAAAUAUAACUUUAAAAAUAAUUACCACAGUGACUUGGUGGGCACAGCACAUGCCAGGCCUGUAUCCCAACCUCUCUGAUCAUGGGUUAGCCAUCUGUAUCAUGGGCUCCACAUUUCACAUUCAACCACAUUAGCCUACGGAGUGAAUUCCAGACCAGUGUUAAAAAAAAAAAAUCAGAGCAGGCAAGAUGGCUCCAGUUAAGGUACUUGCAGCUAAGCCUGGGGAUCUGGGCUUGAGCCCCAGGACCCAUGGUGGAAGGAGAGAUCCCAUUCCUAUGAGCUGUACUCUGACCUCUACACAUGUGCCCCGUCCGUGCCAACAAAUAAUAUUAUAAAAAAAUUGAAAGGCAACGUGGACAGCCUUUGAGGAACAACAGUCAAAGUUGUCCUCUGGCAUCUGCCUGCAAGAGAACACACAUGAGCACAUGCAUCCCUCCUCCCCACAAAACACAAAGGCAUCUGUCCAGGGUGGCCGUUGGUAGUGGCCUCUGAAAGCAUUCCUACAUUAAAGUGCUGUGUGAUCUUCGAUGAA
Molecule: messenger RNA, 7638 nt
Organism: Peromyscus maniculatus bairdii (prairie deer mouse)
Lineage: Eukaryota; Metazoa; Chordata; Mammalia; Rodentia; Cricetidae
Source: RefSeq, a predicted model, not a curated record